Melanotaenia boesemani (Boeseman's rainbowfish) is the source of this 3169-nucleotide messenger RNA. RefSeq names its product alanyl-tRNA synthetase 2, mitochondrial (putative) (gene aars2). Lineage: Eukaryota; Metazoa; Chordata; Actinopteri; Atheriniformes; Melanotaeniidae. Gene Ontology annotation, cellular component: cytoplasm; mitochondrion. The transcript has 22 exons. The record is from RefSeq and is a predicted model, not a curated record. Bases 95 to 3043 code for a protein of 982 amino acids. Gene Ontology annotation, molecular function: amino acid binding; ATP binding; alanine-tRNA ligase activity. Gene Ontology annotation, biological process: alanyl-tRNA aminoacylation; tRNA modification.
CUGGUCACAGUGCACAUGCGCGGAUAAGGACCCUGUAGUUCGUGAGGGUCGCUGUGCUCUAGUUCCGGUUCUGGUCCGUCCGGCUGUGACCGGUAUGUUCAGACUGCUUCUCUGGAGGCUCAGCGGGCCGCCGGGGUUCCUUUCUGCCGUCUCCACUCGCUCCUCCAGCGGCUUCCCUCCGCAGCUGCCCGCCGCUCAGGUCCGCAGGACCUUCUUGGACUUUUUCCAGGAGAAACAUGGACACCUGCUGGUUCCGUCCUCCCCGGUUCGGCCCAGAGGAGACCCCAGCCUGCUGUUCGUCAACGCCGGCAUGAACCAGUUCAAGCCCAUCUUCCUGGGAACGGCAGACCCCCGUACCAAGAUGGCGUCGUACCGCCGCGUGGUCAACAGUCAGAAGUGUGUCCGAGCCGGCGGCAAACACAACGACCUGGAGGAUGUGGGCCGAGAUGGACACCACCACACCUUCUUCGAGAUGCUGGGGAACUGGUCCUUCGGAGACUACUUCAAGGAGGAGGCAUGUGAGAUGGCUUGGAGCCUCCUCACAGAGCAUUAUGGGAUACCUGCAGACAGACUGUAUGUGUCCUACUUUGGUGGUGACGCAUCGUCACGGUUACCAGCUGACGAGGAGACGAGACACAUCUGGUUGGACAUGGGGGUCCCAGCCGCUCGUGUCCUGCCGUUUGGACUGAAGGACAACUUCUGGGAGAUGGGGGACACGGGCCCCUGUGGCCCCUGCACUGAGAUCCACUACGACCACGUGGGGGGCCGAGAUGCUGCAGCGCUCGUCAAUGCAGACAAUCCGGAUGUGGUGGAAAUCUGGAACCUGGUCUUCAUUCAGUACAACAGGGAGACGGACCAGAGUCUGAGACUGUUGCCCCGGUUUAGCGUGGACACCGGGAUGGGACUGGAGCGGCUGGUGAGCAUCCUGCAGGGUCGGCGGUCCAACUACGACACGGACCUGUUCAUGCCGCUGCUGCACGCCAUCCACCAGAGGUCGGGGGUGGAGCCAUAUGGCAGCGGGACCGGAGCAGCAGACGGGGGAAAGCUGGACCUGGCCUACAAAGUUGUGGCUGACCACAUCCGGACCUUAUCGGUCUGCAUCGCUGACGGAGUCCAUCCGGGCAUGUCUGGCGCCGAGUUGGUGUUACGGAGGAUUCUGCGGCGAGCUGUUCGAUUCUGUGUCGAGGUCCUGCAGGCUCCCCAGGGAGCGCUGGCAAGCCUGGUUCCCACUGUCACACAGAUUCUGGGGGAUGUGUAUCCGGAGCUGGAACGGGAGUCAGAUCGGAUCAUGGACGUGAUCAACGAGAACGAGGCUCACUUCCUGUCGUCUCUGCAGCAGGGCAGCCGGCUGAUCCAGAGGACGCUCUGGAAGGAUUCCAGACAUGGCCUCUUCCCGGCCUCUGUGGCCUGGUCUCUGCACCGAGAUCUGGGCUUUCCCCUGGACCUGGUGGACCUGAUGUUGGAGGAAAAGGGGGUCCAGGUGGACCGUCAGAAACUGGAUCGACUCGUUGCUGAGAACCAGAAGGCGGCGUCUGAGAUGCAGUCAGGUGUCCGGUCACGGCCGAUGUUGGACGUCCUCAGUCUAGCAGAGCUGCAGCGUCUUGGUGUCCCUCACACCGACGACCGUCCCAAAUACCAAUACCACCUGGAGAAGGACCGAUAUGUGUUCCCAGCAUGCCGUGCAGUGGUGGUGGGUCUGUAUGAUGGACAGAGUCUAGUGGACGUGGUCUCUGAGGGACAGCGCUGUGGAGUCAUCCUGGACCAGACCUGCUUCUACUCUGAGGAGGGGGGGCAGUCACAUGACCGGGGCUACCUGACCCCCCACGAGAAACAGGACAUGUUGUGUCCUGUGGAGGCGGUGGUUCGGGUGGGGGGUUAUGUGGUCCAUCAGGUCACUGCAGCAGACACCCUGAAGUCCGGAGACCAUGUCCAGCUCCACCUGGACCAGGUCCAGCGGAUGUCCUGCAUGGUGAACCACACAGCGACCCACAUCCUGAACUUUGCUCUGAGGAAGGUUCUGGGUCCGUCUGUCCACCAGAGAGGGUCUCAUGUUUCUGCCGACCGCCUGCGCUUUGACUUCAGCAUCAAGGGUUCUCUCAGCGUCUCCCAACUGCAGCAGGUAGAAAGGUGUGUCCAUGAGAUCGUCUCAGCCAAUCAGAUCAUCCACAGCCUGGAGGUUCCUCUGCAGAAAGCCAGGAGCAUCAGAGGACUGAGGACGGUGAACGAGGUGUAUCCAGAUCCUGUUCGGGUGGUGUCAUUGGAUGUGCUGGUCUCAGAGCUGUUGGACGGUGGGACGGACAGAGAGACCUCUGUAGAGCUCUGUUGUGGAACCCACCUGCUGCAGACCGGCGCCAUCCAGGACCUGGUGAUUGUCUCGGAGAAACAGCUGGUUAAAGGAAUCAGUCGAGUUGUCGCGGUGACCGGACAGGACGCAGCACGGGCUCGGGAGGCCGGUCAGGUUCUUGCUCAAGAUGUGGACUCUCUGUCAGCCAGACUCUCAGGCUCCACCCCUUCCAGCCUGGACUCCGCCCACCAGUUCUCUAAGGAGGCCAGUGUCCUGUCUGAUGCUGUAGAUAACACCCCCAUCCCCCAGUGGCAGUGCAGAGACCUGCAGAACCGCCUCAGAGCGCUGAUCAGGACCGCCAACACUCUCAUCAGGAAGCUGGAGACCAGACAGGCUGCAGACAGAGCUCAGGCUCUGCUGGAGAAGAACUUCAGGAAGGAGGUGCUGGUGGACUCUGUGGAGACGGACUCGCUGUCGGUUCUGAUGAAGACUGUCAACCAGCUGAGCGCCGCGGCUCCUUUCAGUCAUGUGAUGCUUCUCGCUCACCGGAGGAAUUCUGGGACAGUUCUGUGCGCUUGUCAAGUUCCCAAGGACUCGCCGGCCUUCACAGCCUCUGAUUGGGCGGUGGCAGUGUGCCGUCACCUUGGGGGGAGUGGUGGGGGCUCUGCUGUGGUUGCCAAGGGAACAGGAACUGCCAGUGACAUCACAGAGGCCCUGAAAUGGGCUGAGGACUUCGCCCGCCAGAGAACACAGCGAUGAUGUCACCGAUGUCAGAGCGCUGUCUGGUGGAAGCUCCUCCCAUAUCGCCUUUUUUUUCUUUGGUUGGCAGAAAUUUAACAUUUCUUUGUUUUAGAAGAAAUUAAAACCAAAACCACUCAGUCUUUA